Diplodia corticola is the source of this 2457-nucleotide messenger RNA. RefSeq names its product rfx dna-binding domain-containing protein. The coding region runs from base 1 to 2457 and encodes 818 amino acids. Gene Ontology annotation, biological process: regulation of transcription by RNA polymerase II. Gene Ontology annotation, molecular function: RNA polymerase II cis-regulatory region sequence-specific DNA binding; DNA-binding transcription factor activity, RNA polymerase II-specific. NCBI's taxonomy places the organism in Eukaryota, Fungi, Ascomycota, Dothideomycetes, Botryosphaeriales, Botryosphaeriaceae. The record is from RefSeq and is a predicted model, not a curated record. The transcript is spliced from 4 exons.
AUGCCCAACCAGGGCCGGCGUUCGCGCUCCACCACAUCCAUCAGUACUAAAGCGAGCCAGCGCCCCCUCAGCCGUGCCUCGACCACCAGCCUGCAAUCGCAAACCACCCAGGAUCAGCAUAGCAACGACUUCCAGCAGUCCUAUUCCCAGCACGGUCUUCCUCAGCCUCAGCAACACAUGGGACACCAGGCGCAAUCGCAUAUGCAGUAUGCUCCCGUCGACCAGAGCCUGCUACAGGCCGCCCAUUCCCUUGGCCACCAGGACAACAUGAUGAUGCUGCAGUACCAGCAACAUGCCGCGCCCCAAAUGAUGCCCCAACACUCCCAGGAGACCUCCUACGCCCAUCCGCCGCCAAACCCGUACAUGCAUCUGCAACAGCAAGCUUCCGACUACGCCAACGGCAACCCCGUUGCUGCUGCCAGCGGCGCCGAGACGGACGACAAGAAGAAGAAGGGCGUCUCUGCCAGCGCCACCAACGACAAAGAGCUGCGUGAAAUGCUCACCCGUGCCGACGGUAGAUCAUUGAAGGAGGUGGCGGACGAAGUAUUACGCACCGAGCGGACCUCUCGCGCCGAGAAAUCAAAACAGUUGUUUGCAAUGUUAUGGCUGAGACAAACAUGCAAGCAUGCGAAGACCUCAGUACCUCGGAAUCGUGUUUAUUCGCAAUACGCCGACCGCUGCGCAACGGAGCGCGUCCAACCGCUCAACCCUGCCUCCUUUGGAAAGCUCGUGAGGGUCAUCUUCCCUGGCAUUGCCACACGACGCUUGGGAGUCCGCGGCGAGUCCAAGUAUCAUUAUGUUGACCUGGCUCUUGUGGAUGACCCGGUCGAUGGCCAUGAAGUUGAGCGCGCCGGCAGUGCUCACAGCCAGGACUUUGGCCAUACGCGCCAGGGAUCUACUCACCUUGCCAUUGAUUUCAACAGCAUGCCUAGGCUACCAGCAGAUACUGCUGUGUUUCCAGCUCAGGAGCAAACCGUCGAACCGCAGCAGCGAUCCACGGAAACAGGAAGACCGUCGUUUGGCCGUGCGUUUGCUGAGCCCUAUGUUCCUGGCUAUGGCUCCGCGAGACAAACUUCGUCCACCUACACGCAGCACCUCAAAUUCCCUCCUCCGCAUCAGGACGAUUUCCAGGAGAAUGACUCGAUCGAACUUCCUAAUAUUCACGAUUACGUACCGCCAAAGACGGACAUCGACGCUGCAAACGCAUUAACAGCUCUGUAUCGCACUCAUUGCACCUCCCUUGUAGACUGCAUUCGCUUCUGCAAGGAAAAGCAAUUCUUCCGCUUGUUUACCUCAUUCCACGGCACACUCACUGUGCCGGUUCAAAAACUGUUGGCGCAUCCUGCCAUGGCACCUUGGAUUAGAGAGUGCGAUUGGUUAAUGUACCAAAAGAUGAUCCGUUUCGUCUCAAGGCUUACAUUACAAGUAACGCCACCUGUGGUCUUGAAUUUCUUAAACAACAUUUCGCAGGAGUUGCAUAAACACAUCAGCAAGACCUUCCAGGGACAUCCGCUUCACGUCCUCGAGGCAAGGCUAGAGCCGGCUACUCUCUUUGCCCAACUGCUUCAUCGGAUGCUACGUGCGAACCAGGCAGCCCACGCUGCUGCCGCCCUGCUAAUGAUCGACCAAAACCGGAACCAGAUGUGGAUGGAUUGGGUCACAUAUGUCAACCCGAAGCGAGUUAUGGAAAGCGAGCUGCCCAACUGCGGCUACGAGGAGACAUACAAGAUCCUCACCCAAGAUGUCAGGAGUCUGUUGUUGCCACUUUCGACACCUGUGUGGUUGGAGAACGGCACGCAUUAUCAAGAGGCAGCGCUUCAAGCGGCGAGGCAACACGGCGACUCCCCCAUCACGAAUGAGACGGUCAUCGACCGGCUAGCCAACUUCCUCUCUAGCCUUGGCACCCGCUUCCCGAAUGCCGAUGCUCGGACGCUCCUCCACUGCAUCAGUGCUGUUGGCACAGCAGCCUGCCGCGAGAUUACGGUGGAGAACGGGGCCAGCUUUUCUCCGUGGUGGAUCACCAAGGUUUUUGUCGACGAGCUGAGUCUGUGGCUUGCAUCGCUAGGAGGAUUUUUGGCGCAUCGGGCGCCCGAGCGCAAGCGGCCGUCGUCUCAGCUGUCGCCGAUGGAGGCAUCGUUGGGAAACAGGGCAGAGAAUGGAGGGGCUGUUCGCGGCACUAACCAGGACGAGAGUCGGUUCAGUCUCGCGGCAGACUUCUCGGUGGAUACGAGCUUUAUGGGUUCUCAGGGCAAGGACGAUUCGGGUAACGACAUUAAUGCUCGAAACGCCCAAGAGUCCUUCAACCAAAACAAAUAUCAGUCGUUCGGCAUGGACUUUGAGGGCCAAGACCUCGACGACAGCGGCAUCGGCAUGUCGCUGAUGGAUGACAACCUCGGCACGUCGAAAGGCUACAUCGGUGCAGACGCAAACAACUACGCACAUGGCGGAAUGAACUGA